AUGACACCACCUCAAAGGAAAAGUAACUUAAGAAAGCAGCAGGCACCUGUUGCAGUAGCAACCCCUGUCAUCACCACUCCUCUUGAAACAAUGGAUGCAUCAGUAGAAGGGACAGCCACUUUCAUCUGUGCGGUGGAUUCUUAUCCACAGCCUGAGAUUGCCUGGACACGUAACAAGAUUCUCAUCAAGAUGUUUGAUACACGGUAUAGCAUUCGGGAGAAUGGGCAGCUAUUGACCAUCCUGAGUGUGGAAGAUAGUGAUGAUGGCAUUUACUGCUGCACCGCAAACAAUGGAGUAGGAGAAGCUGCUGAGAGUUGUGGGGCUUUGCAAGUGAAAAUGAAACCUAAAAUAACCCGUCCUCCCAUUAAUGUAAAAAUAACUGAAGGAUUGAAGGUGGUUCUGCCAUGCACGACAAUGGGCAAUCCCAAACCUUCUGUAUCAUGGAUCAAGGGAGAAACUACACUAAAGGAAAAUGCUCGAAUUGCAGUUCUUGAAUCUGGAAAUUUAAGGAUUCACAAUGUUCAAAGGGAAGAUGCGGGACAUUAUCGAUGUUUAGCCAAAAACAGUCUCGGAACAGCAUAUUCCAAACCGGUAAUGCUGGAAGUGGAAGAAGAAAGUGAACCUGAACGAGAUACUAAAGUUUUCGCCAGAAUACUGAGAGCACCUGAAUCCCACAAUGUCACUUUUGGCUCCAUAGUGAAGCUGCGCUGCACUGCUACCGGCAUUCCAGUCCCCACUGUCACAUGGCUUGAAAAUGGAAAUGUUGUUUCCACUGGGUCCAUUCUAGAAAGUGUAAAAGACAGAGUGAUUGAUUCCCAACUGCAGCUGUUUAUCACCAGACCGGGACUGUUCACUUGCAUAGCCACUAACAAACAUGGGGAGAAACUCAGCACUGCAAAAGCCGCUGCCACCAUCAGUGUAUCAGAAUGGAGUAAACUAUACAAAGGUGAUACAGGCUACUGCAGCACAUACAAGGGUGAGGUAUGUAGUGCUGUCUUGGUGAAGGAUGCUCUUGUUUUCUUCAACUCCUCCUAUGCUGACUCAGAGAAGAUCCAAGAAAUGCUUGCCCAAGCCGUCUGGAGUGAACUGAAAACAGUGAGUUUACUCUGCCGGCAGGCGGCUGAAUCUUUGCUGUGUAACCACGUCUUCCAGGAGUGCCACCCAACUGCAGUUAUACCAACACCCAAACCGAUCUGCAGAGAGCACUGCCUGGCUGUAAGGGAUCAAUACUGCUCCAAUGAUUGGCUUACAAUGGAAGCAAAGUCACACAAGGGACUCUAUCAAUCUGGACUACACCAGUUGAUUCUACCAGAAUGCAGCAAACUUCCCAGCAUGCAUGUGGACCCCACGGCCUGCACAAAAAUACCCUAUUUUGAGUAUAGAAAGGAAAACAUAACAACACCUUCACCAGUAACAGCGAAGUCAAGUGCAGAGAUUCCAAAUCUCCCAUCCUCUUCCUCUUCUUUUUCACCCACAUAUUCCAUGACUGUAAUCAUUUCCAUCAUGUCCAGCUUUGCUGUGAUUGGGUUGUUCACCAUCACUACCCUUGUAUGCUGCAGAAGGCGAAAGCAAUGGAAAAACAAGAGGGAAUCAGCAACCCCCACCCUAACCACCCUUCCUUCAGAAUUACUGUUGGACAGGCUUCAUCCCAACCCUAUGUACCAGAGAAUGCCACUGCUGCUGAACCCUAAACUACUCAGCUUGGAGUAUCCAAGAAACAAUAUUGAAUACGUGAGAGACAUCGGAGAAGGAGCCUUUGGAAGGGUCUUUCAAGCCAGGGCUCCUGGUUUGCUUUCCUAUGAACCUUUCACCAUGGUGGCAGUCAAGAUGCUCAAAGAAGAAGCCUCAGCAGACAUGCAAGCUGAUUUCCAGAGAGAGGCGGCCCUCAUGGCAGAAUUUGACGACCCUAACAUCGUCAAACUCCUUGGAGUCUGUGCUGUGGGGAAGCCGAUGUGCCUGCUGUUUGAAUACAUGGCCUUCGGGGAUCUAAACGAGUUUCUCCGCAAUAUGUCUCCUCGCACCGUGUGCAGCCUUAGCCACGGUAACCUGGUCCCGAGGAUGAGAAUCUCCAGCCCAGGCCCACCUCCCCUCUGCUGUGCUGAGCAGCUCUGCAUUGCCAGGCAGGUCGCAGCCGGCAUGGCUUACCUCUCAGAGCGCAAGUUUGUGCACCGCGACUUGGCCACCAGGAACUGUCUGGUUGGGGAGAACAUGGUGGUGAAAAUUGCUGACUUUGGCCUCUCCAGGAACAUCUAUUCAGCAGACUACUACAAAGCCAACGAGAAUGAUGCCAUCCCUAUCCGCUGGAUGCCCCCGGAGUCUAUUUUCUACAACCGCUACACGACUGAGUCUGACAUCUGGGCCUAUGGUGUGGUCCUUUGGGAGAUCUUUUCCUACGGCCUUCAGCCCUACUACGGGAUGGCUCAUGAAGAAGUCAUUUACUAUGUGAGAGAUGGCAAUAUUCUCUCCUGCCCAGAGAACUGCCCCCUGGAGCUGUACAAUCUGAUGCGUCUCUGUUGGAGCAAGCUACCUGCCGACCGCCCCAGCUUCACCAGCAUCCAUCGCAUCCUGGCGCGCAUGUGUGAGCGGGCGGAGGCAGCGAUGCAUGCCUGAAGCCGGCCGGUGUCAAAUGGGACUCUGCCUCUUCUUCCUAGUAUCAGACCCAGGUUUGGGAUUUGGUCAGCUGGUGGGACCUCAAAGGUGAAAGCUCAUCAAGAGCCAGAUAGGCUGAGGUAACCGCAGACACAAACAACACGCUCCUUUUGGGCUCUGAGCAAAAACCAACAGGCAGAUGGAUGUCUCGCAAGUGGUGGCUUGGAUGUAGAGGGCAAUUAUAUAUGCCUGAUGACAGGAGCCACAGAUCCAGCACUCUGGGGAAAAGUUCAGAUUUUGUAUUUUCUGGAAAGAAUUUUCUCUGCUCAACUAUUGAACUAGCUGGCAGCAUGAAGUGAUUUUUUGUCAGUUGAGCAUUUCAGGAUAGAAUAUAGUGGAAAGUUUCAAAGAAAUAACAAUGACAGAUCAUCAAGACUAAAUACUUUCUGCUGUUUGAUUCCCCUUUCAAGUUUUUCUUCUCCCUUUUUCAUUUUUUUCUCUGCCAGUUUGAGUUACAAUGUGCUUUUUCUUGGUCUCUCUCUGAACAUUCUUUAAAAAAAAAAAAGGUACUGUGGGCAAAUUUUAAAUUUCCCAUUUUUUUUAUCCAUUUUAAUUUUGCUCAAUUGUCAUAUUUCCUUGUGAUUCUCAUUUAAACUUCCUCUUCUGCUGUUGCUAACAUUUCGCAGAACAAGCUUUCUUCAUAUUUUAUUUUUAUUCUUUCCUUUCUCUUUGGGGUUUUCCUUUGAUUCUUUUUUGCCUUUGGCCUCUUUUUCUUCUCCCUCGGGAAGUAUUUUGCUUUUUUUCCCCUUCAGUAUUGCUAUUUUAUGAACAUCAUUGGUUUUCUUUUCCUUUCUCUCCUUUUCCUAUUUUGCAAUUCCUUUUCUCUUUUCCUUUUUAGUAUAAAAUGAAUCCACUGGAAGGAAUAAAGAAAUUUGGAUUUGGUGCAGGGGGUGGGAAGGAGUGGAUUAUUAACAUAUCAGUAAGGCAAUUCUUUAGAAACCAAGCUUUAACACGAUCUGUACUACUACCCAGAACCAUUGGAGACCAGGUUUGUGAGGAUGUCUCAGAAUGUACAAUAGGAAUAGUACAUGACUCUCGAAGCUUCUACAUUUUGAGAAAUUGGCUGUCCUUCAGUUGCGUUAUUGGAUUCCAGUUUGGAAAUAUUUCCUACUUCACAUGUCUGAAAUUAAUGAACCAGGGUGCUAACUAAAAUUUUCCAUUAUGCAUUCUGGGUUUUGUUUUUCUAAUGUGAUAACGAGUUUAGAAAACAAACACUAUAUCUAGCUGUCAUUUCUGUAAUGUAACCAGACAGUGAUGAUUUAAAAACCUGUUCUUUGUUUCAUUCUCCGAUAAAAUCCUGUGGAAAAGAAAUCAUCCUGUCUUACAUCAGUAUUGGAACAGACAUGGCUGCAGUUAAGAAAAAUAUAAACUCUGUGGAUUUGUUCUCAGAGAUAAGAGAAGGCUCACCUGAUCCCGUUUGGAAUUUCAUCUCUCACCCAAAGUUGCAGAGUUCUGAGUCACCCUCAGGUGUAUUAUAUCAUAUCAGGAUCGCUGGAAAAUUUCAACUGAUUCUGCUAUUGCUUUAUUACCAGAACUGCUAAAUAUAAAGACCAUUGAACAUAUUCUAACACAAAGGAAAUUAGGCCCUUACUUGGCUUUAAGGAAUGAGUACUUCUAAUCGGAAGAUAGAUAUAUAGAAAGAAAAAUGGGUUAGGCAGGUUUUUUGUGGCUGGCAAUAAAUGGAGAGGCUUUAUACUUUUUGUUGUGUGCCCCAGAAGGAGGUGUGCCUUGUGACCAUGCUUUGGUUGACUCCAAGUGCAAGUUUCAUUGGACAGCUUUUCUGACUUCUGAAGAUAGCUGAGAAAAGUGGACAUUUCACCAAGUAGAACAGCUCAAAAAGGAGUUAAAAACCUAUGGCACACAUUGAAGGAUAUGUAUGUGCAAUAUGCACAACCUCAGCUUGCAAAAUUCACUAAAUCAACAAAACUUCCACCAACCGACAAAUAUUUGUGUUGGCCAAAUCCACGUUUACCAAGGUCACCCCUCCCAUGUCUAGACACAUAGAGGCAUUCCACUAUUGGCAAUUGGCUAAGCGAACCCAAGCAACUCACUGCAACCAAUACCCCAUUUACCCCAUAAACAGAAAUUCCCAUGAAAAUCAAAGACAAAAUGGAUUAGAAAUGUUAGGUAGAGUAUAUUAAAUUUCUCUUAGCCCUAAUGACUGGCUCUCAUUAGGCUUGUUGCCCAAUUUCUAUUGGGCCUUAAGCACUUUGGCCAGGGCUUAUUUUCAUGGAAGAUGAAUGAUUGGUAGACAAAUGGGAAAAUCAAUAACCUUGUGAUAUGGGGAAAAUGGUAAUAGCUUGAUUAGUUAAUAUUAUUUAAUUAAAAUUUUAGUCUUUUAUUUCUACUAUUCUAGAAAAAAUACUCCCACUUGUCUAUAUGCAUUACCAAAUUGCACAGUACUUUAAAUUACAGCCAAAACACCACUGUUAAAUUGUUAACCACGGAUUCAACUUAGCCUUCACCGAGAUUUCACCCAGUUGCUAGAAAUAAUGCUACUUCAGGACACAUCUUGGCUUCUACAUUGAUUAAAUUGAGGCUGCCCUGCCCCUAGUCUUCCUUCUCUCAUCUAAACUGUUUUUGGAAAAAAAUAUUUAGGGUGGUCUUGGGAGAAAAAAAAUGUGCAUCUAAUAUCUACUCCAGCAAAUUAUCUCUUUUGUACCUAGCAUCUCAUUCUUGACACAACCCUCUCUGUAAUUUAUUUAAAAGUCUGUCCCCUCUUCCAGCUUGUAAGUUCUUUGAGGUUGGGGAUAAUACAACUGUGCUGAGCUCUCCAAGCACUUAGGAUGGUGAUCUGAACAUGAUAUGCACUCAGUACCCUUGAUUGAUUGAACCUUCCAGAAACAAAACCAAACAAGAAGCUACCUCUAGUACAUUAGUGUCUGAGACUGGGAAAUCUCCAAUGCUGCAUCGCGGUGUAUUUCAGAAUGAAUGCCCUCUUUUCUCUCUCAGUAAUAGUGGAUCAAAAAUAAUUCUACUCCUAGAGGCAUUUGAUUUGGGUUGUAUCUUUCUCUAAAGGUUAGGACUGCAAUCAAGGAAGAAAUCACCGGUGUUCAAGUCACUUGGGAUUAACGCAGGAAUCAAUUCCUUCUAUCCCCACCAAAAAUUUCAUAAGUUUAAUUCAAGCCAGGGCUAUUCUCCAGGCAUUUGUAAUACCUACUAAUGACAAUUAUCCCAGGGCCCCACAAACGAGUUGUGUACAUGCCAGGCCAAAUUUCAAAGACCUUUCUGGAAUCAUUCACUAAUCCCACAAAUUUAGGUCCAGGCAGUGAGAAAGCCCAAUUUCAGUUUCUCAGCUCCUCCUACAAGAGUGUUCUAACAACUUCCAACAGAGGAGCUUCUUCCCUAUCUGUUGAAAGAGCAUUCAAUUCAUGGAUUGAUUACUGUGGUUGUGCUCCUCCUCCCCACCCACCCUCCCCCUGGGUCACCUUACCAAGAAGGAUUCCCACAAAAUGUAAUCACAUCCCACACAUCCCACAGUACCUCCUUUCAUUGCACUUUCCUUGUCCAGCAUUCCAGCAAUGCAAAAAAAAAUUGCAUCAGCUCUAAACCUCAAGUUCAGGUACUGAUUGCUGUUAAGAGACAAACACAACAGAGAAGGGUCUGGAAUGGAGUUGUUCUUUGAGAUAAACCUUUUUGUUGUAUAUUUUGCAGUUAACUGUACAGUAAUUUUAUUGUUUCAGAUAAUUUCCUUGUUAUUUUGAGUGUUCUGCUUGAUUCCUUUGGGAUAAUGUGCUGCUGAGAAAGAAGCCUAUGCCAUUCAGUUAUUGAUUCAUUUAUCUAACUUGAUAUGAAAGAUGUGUGUUGAGGGUGGGAGGGGAG
Molecule: messenger RNA, 6471 nt
Organism: Ornithorhynchus anatinus (platypus)
Lineage: Eukaryota; Metazoa; Chordata; Mammalia; Monotremata; Ornithorhynchidae
Gene: MUSK
Product: muscle associated receptor tyrosine kinase
Exons: 16
Coding region: 1-2610 (869 amino acids)
Biological process (GO): positive regulation of kinase activity; protein phosphorylation; multicellular organism development
Cellular component (GO): signaling receptor complex
Molecular function (GO): transmembrane receptor protein tyrosine kinase activity; ATP binding; protein binding
Source: RefSeq, a predicted model, not a curated record